This is a messenger RNA of Dovyalis caffra, 927 nucleotides long. Lineage: Eukaryota; Viridiplantae; Streptophyta; Magnoliopsida; Malpighiales; Salicaceae. The record is from the annotation of a GenBank genome assembly.
AUGGCGACGAACAUGACAGAAGCAGCCCCAGCUCCACAGCGGCAGCUGUCCCAGAAAGAAGCUGACAUUCAAAUGAUGUUGGCUGCUGAAGUUCACCUAGGCACCAAAAACUGUAAUUUCCAAAUGGAGCGUUACGUUUUCAAGCGCCGCAAUGACGGAAUUUACAUCAUUAACCUUGGUAAGACAUGGGAUAAGCUUCUAUUGGCUGCCAGGGUCAUUGUUGCUAUUGAAAACCCACAAGACAUUAUUGUUCAGUCAGCUAGGCCCUAUGGUCAGAGAGCUGUUUUGAAGUUUGCUCAAUACACCGGUGCUCAUGCUAUUGCUGGAAGGCAUACUCCUGGUACAUUUACAAAUCAGCUCCAAACUUCCUUCAGUGAGCCUCGUCUUCUUAUCCUUACUGACCCAAGGACUGACCACCAGCCAAUCAAGGAAGCAGCCUUGGGAAAUAUCCCAACCAUUGCUUUCUGUGAUACUGACUCCCCAAUGCGGUAUGUGGAUAUUGGUAUUCCAGCCAAUAACAAGGGAAAGCACAGCAUUGGAUGUCUAUUUUGGCUUUUGGCAAGGAUGGUUCUUGAAAUGCGAGGCACCAUUCGUCCAGGGCUCAAGUGGGAUGUUAUGGUUGAUUUAUUUUUCUACAGGGAGCCUGAGGAAGCAAAACCUCAGGAAGAGGAAGAUGUGGUUGCUCCUGUCGACUAUGCACUUACUGGAGCUGACUUUAUGGGUGGUGCCACUGACAACUGGUCUAACCCUGUUGCUGAUAGUGGAUGGCCCAAUGAGGCGUUGCCAAUUCCUGCUGUGCCUGCCACAACAAGCUGGGCACCAGAACAAGCUGCUGCUGGUUUGGAUGAUUGGGGUGUUGCUGAUCCCCCACCUCAACCUGUAGCUGCACCUGUAAGUGCUGUAGUCGACGAAGGUGGUAAUUGGUAA